CCUCUCGCACUCCCUCAACCCCAGAAGCUGCCAAGACUGGGACCACACAGAUGGCAACAGCACCCGCCUCCAUAACAGCUCUCAGUACUUCAGGCGUCUCUCCCUCUUCAGCUUUCCCUGUACUGAUUACUUCUACUAAUGCAAUAAGUACCCCUUUUGGUACCAUCAUCUCCUCUUCAAUACCUGCAAUAACAAUAACAUCUCUGUCUUCUACUGGCCCAAGUUCAGGGGUCUCCCCAACAAGCAGCUCUUUUUCUACCUCCUCUCAAAUGUCCAGCACAGAAAACACAGGCCCUUCUGUCACUACCUUUCCUACUUUUUCAUCGACUGAAACGACCAGAACUUCCCCGACCGUGACUUCCCUAACAACCUCUCCUACCCGAACGACCACCGUGCUGACUCUGUCUUCCACCACCCCGUGUCCAGAGUCCGUAUCAGUUACAAUAGUGUCUGCCUCUCCCACGACACCAUGUAUCGAUGUGGGUCCAAAUCCUGAAGUUACCUCGAUGCCCACUGUCCCGUUAUCAGUUUUCACCUCUACUACUGAGAUGGCCACCUCUCCCAAUCCCACAACCAUGACAACUCUGUUCCCUGUAAAACCGGACACUUCUACUUCCAUUCUGGACACUCACCCCACCAACCAGACUGCUGCUCCUAGUUCUAUCAGCCCUGGGACCACUCCCAUUAGCACGGUUUUCCCGAGCACACAAAGAUCCACCACUGGGACCUGGAUCAGCACCAACUUUGUAACUACCCCACACGUAACGGGCUUCACGAGCCUCCCACUGACCACGAAACCGAGUAGCAGCUCUUCAUCUUCCGUGGUGACUACAAGCAAGUUGACAACCCCCAGCCCACCCAUCAGCAGUGCUUCGGGGAUACCAGCGGGCACCACCACGACGCUCUCCACCGUUACGUCAUCCAAGACAACUUCAACCACAACCCAGACGACCACACAGUCCAGGGAGACCACCACCCCAGGCCCUUGUAAAAAUGGUGGCACCUGGACGCAGGGCCGCUGCUCCUGCCCUAGCGCUUUCCAUGGCCCUGAAUGCGAGUUUGCUGCGGAAGAGUUAAAUAUGGGUUUUGGGGACUAG
This is a messenger RNA of Capra hircus (goat), 1097 nucleotides long. RefSeq names its product mucin-3B-like. The coding region runs from base 51 to 1097 and encodes 348 amino acids. The transcript is spliced from 3 exons. Lineage: Eukaryota; Metazoa; Chordata; Mammalia; Artiodactyla; Bovidae. The record is from RefSeq and is a predicted model, not a curated record.